Daldinia childiae is the source of this 1473-nucleotide messenger RNA. RefSeq lists its product as uncharacterized. The transcript is spliced from 6 exons. Gene Ontology annotation, molecular function: oxidoreductase activity, acting on paired donors, with incorporation or reduction of molecular oxygen; monooxygenase activity; iron ion binding. The coding region runs from base 1 to 1473 and encodes 490 amino acids. The record is from RefSeq and is a predicted model, not a curated record. NCBI's taxonomy places the organism in Eukaryota, Fungi, Ascomycota, Sordariomycetes, Xylariales, Hypoxylaceae.
AUGCUACUCCUUAACCCCUUGCUCCUAGCAGUCGCAUCCUUUAUAUUGAGCGUCUUAUAUGUCUGGAAAUGUAUCGCUUCUCCCCUACGAACCAUUCCCGGUCCAAGGAUUUCAUUAUUCAGCUCAUGGAUUCUCAAGUACCAUGAACUGCAUGCCCAUCGCACGAGAUAUGUCCAUAGCCUUCAUCAGAAAUAUGGUCCCGUUGUCCGGAUAGCCCCGAAUGAAGUAUCAUUUGCGUCCCUCGAAGGCGUGAAGGAGAUUUACGGUUCGGGCGGAAGCGGCUAUGAUAAGACAGAGUUCUAUAAUCUCUUCACGAUAUAUGGUCGAAGUACCCUGAAAAGGGAGGAUCACGCUAGGAGGAAAAGAGUCCUUGCAGACCGAUACGCCAAUACCAAUAUCCUAAAAUCGGAGUCGCUCCACGGGAUCAGAGAACGAUCAACCCGAUUCGUUGAGAGGUGCUCAAGGUUUGCUGGUGGAAGUAUCGAUAUAUUUGUAAGUGAAUCUGGGGGGCUCACUAAUGAGUUAAAACUAGGUCUACAUGACUAUGCGUUUGAUUGCGCGACGCAUCAUCUUUUUCAUCCCUACGGAUCGGAUUCGCUCCAGAACCCAAAAGAUGAGGAAAUUAUGAAACAGGUGACUUUUGAUGAUAGCCUUCAGAAUCGUCUAGUCGAGUACUAUAACCCUGGCCUACACAAGAUAAUCGGCAACGUUCUAUCUUUAUUUGCCAAGCCGCGCCAGACACCUCUAGCAGAUGAUUUGGUCAUGUCCGCGAGCGCGAAGACUAGUCCUGCACAGUUUACUCUGCUGAGUCGUAUGCAGGACAAGAAUUAUGAGAUGGAACACAUUGAUAUGGCAGCCGAGUGUCUCGAUCACAUGGCUGCGGGAAUAGAUACCACUGGCGAUGCUUUAUGUUUCCUGAUGUGGGAAAUUUCACAAUCUGGAUCAUUCUAUGUCCAGCGGCGUCUCCAGGAAGAGUUCUGUGCCAAUCCCGAAGUGGCAUUCGAUAAACUACCCUACCUCGAUGCUGUCGUCAUGGAGGGACUUCGUUGCUUCCCGGCAAUUCCUAUGUCCCUCCCGCGAUACGUCCCUUCUGGCGGCCGUACCAUCGAUGGCUAUCUUAUCCCCGGGGGAACAAUAGUGAGUUGUCAGGCGUACUCUACUCACCGCAUCGACGAAACUGUAUUUCCGCAGCCAGACACAUUCAAUCCGGAUCGCUGGUUACAGGAGGCAGGAGGGUUAGAGAGAAAACGACUAUUCUUCGCUUUUGCCAGUGGUGGUAGAGGCUGCAUCGGAAAGCACUUAGCGCUCGCGGAGAUGAAAACCCUGCUCAGAGAUGUUUACUCGCGGUAUACUACCGUACCUGACCCGUCUAUGACUGCCGAGGAUAUGGAGAUGUCCGAUCAGUUAAUCUCCUCACAACCUCGUGGGAAGAGAUGUCUUUUGACGCUUAUCCCUCUAGGGGAUAGGGUCUAA